AUGUUAAGGUUAAAAAUGGUAAAUGAAGAGAAGGAGCUUAUGAGUUAUCAUGAAUAUAAAAGGAGGGUAAAGAAAAUCACAGAGGAGUUAAAAAGAGAAAAAAAAAAGACCAUAAACAAAAGUAAAAAGAGCGAAAAUUUAUUAAAGCUUGAAGAAGAAUUAAAUCGGUUGAUCGUACUUUACAAUAACAAGGGAAGUAAUAAUAAUAAGAGGGGUGAAGGUGAAGAGGAGAAAGAGGAAAUUGAAAAGGAUAACAAUUUAUCAUUUACCGAUAAUUUAUAUUCAUAUAAUGAAAUAUCUAAAAAGAUGUUAAAAAAUAAGAAAAAAACGCAACUGAAGGAAUUAGAGGAAGAACUAAAUGAAAAAUCAAAAAAUAAAAUUGGUGAAGUAGAAUAUAAUGAAUUAUUAGAAAUAUUAAAAAAAUUAAACAAGACGAUUUAUUCUAUAGCUCCUGAUGGAAACUGUUUAUAUGAAUCAAUUUUACAUCAACUUAGACAAAGAAGGACAAAUAAUUAUGAAUUUAGUAGAAGGGACUUUUUAAAUCAAUUAAGUGAAGAUAAUUUUUCAUUAGAAAAAGUUGAUUUGAAAAAUUAUGAAAACAAAAAAAAUUUUGACUUUACUAUUUUUACAGAUAUUAAUCCAUACGAUUUGAACAGCGAAAUUCUAAGAUUCCUUACGGCUAUAUACAUAUUGCAAAAUGAGGAAAUAUUUAAAUAUUUUAUUUACAAUGAGGAUGAUUACGCUGAUAAUGAUGUGUAUUUUAGUUAUUGUCAAGGAAUUACCAACGGGGUUUACGGGAGUGAAAUUGAAAUAAAAGCUCUCUCGAAUAUACUACAAAAGAAAAUUACCGUCUUUGACACAAACAUGAACAUAUCAUACGGAGAGGAUUAUGAAAAGGAAUUAUUUAUAUGCUUUCACCACAAUUUAUAUGCACUAGGAAAGCAUUACAACUCAGUUAUUGAUCUUCAAACGUAA
Messenger RNA from Plasmodium malariae, 975 nucleotides. RefSeq names its product conserved Plasmodium protein, unknown function. The record is from RefSeq and is a predicted model, not a curated record. Lineage: Eukaryota; Apicomplexa; Aconoidasida; Haemosporida; Plasmodiidae. Gene Ontology annotation, biological process: protein deubiquitination. Gene Ontology annotation, molecular function: cysteine-type deubiquitinase activity. The coding region runs from base 1 to 975 and encodes 324 amino acids. The transcript is spliced from 5 exons.